AUGUUGUUCCGAGACAGUUCUUCUGAUAUUUCACUUUGCUUGAAAGGUGACGACACAGAUGCUUGCUUUUGGAUCAUCAACAUCACGCUGCCAAUCCUUUACUCGCUAAUCUGCGCCUUCGCCGUCGGAAAGACUUUCCGCGACAAGCGCGCUCUCGACAAACUUCAGAUGGCAGAAGCAAUGGGCGGCAAUGAAGAAGCUGCCGCUGAAAAUCCAGCUUUUGAUGACAUCGAAAAAUCAGCUGAGAAAAGAGCUGAAAUUGAAAAUCAUGAUGAUACUGAAUUUUAG
Oikopleura dioica is the source of this 288-nucleotide messenger RNA. The record is from the annotation of a GenBank genome assembly. Lineage: Eukaryota; Metazoa; Chordata; Appendicularia; Copelata; Oikopleuridae.